Messenger RNA from Racocetra fulgida, 1953 nucleotides. The record is from the annotation of a GenBank genome assembly. NCBI's taxonomy places the organism in Eukaryota, Fungi, Glomeromycota, Glomeromycetes, Diversisporales, Gigasporaceae.
AGUGUUCGGCAAGAUUACCGAGCGUCACUACAAGAUUUGACGUUUAACUCAAAGCCAAUAAUAACAAACCUAACUAUCAUUGCUCAAGAGAACUUACCGGCUGCAAGGGCAAUUGUACAAGCCAUUGAAGACCAAAUCAGAACUUGUCCGCCACCACACAAGCUACCCGUGUUAUAUCUCCUUGAUUCUAUUAGCAAAAAUGUUGGUGGUAUAUAUAUCCAAUUGUUCGCCCGAAACCUUUGCAACACUUUUAUGGAUACGUAUGAUGUCGUAGAUCAACCAACAAAACAAAAACUUGAGCGAGUUUUGGCCACAUGGAAAAGUGGCCCAACAGGUGCGCCAGUGUAUUCAACUGAAGUAACUGGUCAAAUUGAAAGAGCUUUAUUGAAGCAGCAGUUGAGAUUGCAAUCACGCGGAUCAAUAGAUGUCGGAAGACAUAUUCAUAUUAAUCCUAAUUUCUUAAGUGGGGCUAUCGGUCAGAACACUUUGACAACUUAUCAACAACAGGCACAGCAAUUACAACAAUCACAACAAAAUCAGCAGUUACAAGUUCAGCCAGUUACCCAGGUUCAACCAGUCCAACAAACGGCAAAUCAAUGGGUUGAUAACGCUAGAUACAAUAAUGGGAUAUCGGGAUACACAGCAACGCCAAACCGACAAGGAUAUUACAACACUCAGCAGUAUACAACCAAAGCGCCCACUCAACCAUUGCAACAAAGUCAAGUGUUUGCUCCUCCGCCGGAUCAACAAAGACUUUUACAAGAAUGUCAGCAAUUGAUUGUCCAACACCAACAAUAUGCAUUGCAAAAUCCUAGUGAUUUACAUUACCAAAAUCAACUUGGAAGUUUACAACAGCUCUCUGAAGCUAUUCAGAAAGCGCCUCUCACAAAUGAUCAAAUACAACAAGUUCGCCAAUUCUUUGCUACGCAAUUAUCCGUUCCCUCGGCAGCUCCCACUCAACCUCCUGCUGUGAAUGCUCUUAAUUUUCCUUUUACCGUACCCAUUCUUAAUCCUCCCGUUCCUACACCGGUUUCCAUGCCACCAGCAUCCGUAGUACCACCACCUGUUCCACCGCAUAGUGCUCUUGUACCUGAUCCCAAUGCAUUGGUAAAAAAUUUAAUGGAUUUUGGUCUACUCGGUGGAAGUGGGAACAUAGUUGGGGGUGUGGGUGGCACCGUAACAUCCACCAAUGUAGGUGGAUUUGUUGGAGGAAGUACUCCUACACCUCCCCCGUCAGGUUCUGCAGCUAGUGAUGCUCCAACAACCAUUAUGCAUGUGAAUGAUUUAGAAAAAAUUCAAUUAACAAGUAAUGACAUCCAACGUAAACGUGAUGGUGUCAUCGCAAUAUUAUAUGACGCCUUGCCUCUUCAAUGCAAACAAUGUGGUUUUCGAUAUGCCAGGGAUGAAGGAGGUAAGGCGAAAAUGGAUGCUCAUCUUGAUUGGCAUUUUCGCCAAAAUCGCAGAAUGAAGGAGAAAGCCAAGAAAGCACAGAGUCGAAGUUGGUUUGUUAGUGAAGAGGACUGGAUUCACUCACGUGAAGCAGAAAUAAAAAGCACACAAUCGCCAGCUUUUUUUGACUUUGAAAAUGCGAACGCUGCUAAAAGCACAGUUGGUGCUUCGCAACCAAAAAAGGACGAGGUAGUCAAGGAAUCUACUGUUAUUGUUCCACUUGAUCCUGAAAGGGCUGGUAAGCCUUGUACUAUUUGUCAAGAAAAAUUUCAAGUUUUCUGGAAUGAUGCGGAUGAAGAAUGGCUGUUUAGAAAUGCUAUAGAAGUUGAUGGUGUUAUUUAUCACGCAACUUGUCAUGCGGAUGCUCUAAAGAAUCAAGAAAAUGCACAGUCAGGUGGCGAUGCAGCAUCAAAUACUGUUCUUGGAAAACGAAAACCUGAUUCGUUAGUGAAAGAAUUAUUGCAAUUUAUUCUAAAAGCACUAGCCUAUAACCAAAGAAUUUAA